UGUCAAUCAAAGGCAGAGCUCUCAGAGCUGGGAAGGAGGCUCUAGAUGGCGGCUGUGCCUUAGAGAGAGCGCGCUCUGCUCCCUGCCUUCGCCUCACUUUACGCAACUUUCCCUAACUUUCAGGCAGCCUCAGGGGGCCCCCGCAGCCCCCUGCCUGUCCUAGUGACUUACUGGGGUCGAUUCGAACCUUUUUUAGGGAGAAAAGCAGCUUUUGGGAGCUUUCUUUUCGUGCCUUGUUGGAAAGAAGCAGCCGUACUGAGAGCCCAGGUCGUUGUUUUUUCCAGCUUAGAAGCCAUGGCGCACCUCCAUUUUUGUGCGCUCUCCUAAUGAGGUUUUUUUUCUUCCGGACCCGUUUUAGGAUUAAUUGUUGCUGUAUUUUUUUGACCAGUUAACAUAUUUGAGGAUAAUUUUAUUUAUUUUUUGUUUUUUAACGGAGAAUUUUGUUUUUAUUUUUAAUUAUUUGGAUCUGAUAUUUUUCUACUACUAGAUAGGACUCUUGCUUUGGACCUACUACAUGGAUCAGUAAAUACCUGGGCACAGGACUUCAAAGCAAACACAGAUUCCCCCUCCCCCUUAAUAUUUAAGAAUUAAAAGAUGAUGAGAAAUAAGGACAAAAGCCAAGAGGAGGACAGUUCGCUACACAGCAAUGCAUCGAGUCAUUCAGCGUCUGAAGAAGCUUCGGGUUCAGACUCAGGCAGCCAGUCGGAGAGUGAGCAGGGCAGCGAUCCAGGAAGUGGACAUGGCAGCGAGUCAAACAGUAGUUCUGAAUCUUCGGAGAGUCAGUCAGAAUCUGAAAGUGAAUCGGGAGGUUCCAAAUCCCAGCCAGUUCUUCCAGAAGCCAAAGAGAAGCCAGCCUCUAAGAAGGAACGGAUAGCUGAUGUGAAGAAGAUGUGGGAAGAAUAUCCUGAUGUUUAUGGGGUUAGGCGGUCAAACCGAAGCAGACAAGAACCAUCACGAUUUAAUAUUAAGGAGGAGGCAAGUAGCGGGUCUGAGAGUGGGAGCCCAAAAAGAAGAGGCCAGAGGCAGCUGAAAAAACAGUCUUACGUGCAUGUUCUUUCAAGCUUGUUUCCUGUGAAACCACUUCUCUCCAGUUUGACUGUAGAAAAAUGGAAACGGGAGCCCUCAGAAGAUGAACAGGAACAAGGCACCAGUGCAGAGAGCGAACCAGAGCAAAAAAAAGUGAAAGCCAGAAGACCUGUCCCCAGAAGAGCAAUGCCCAAACCUCGUGUUAAAAAGCAACCUAAGACUCAGCGUGGAAAGAGGAAAAAGCAAGAUUCUUCUGAUGAUGAGGAUGAAGAUGAUGAAGCUCCCAAAAGGCAGACUCGCCGCAGAGCGGCUAAAAAUGUUAGUUAUAAAGAAGACGAUGACUUUGAGACUGACUCAGAUGACCUCAUUGAAAUGACUGGAGAAGGAGUUGAUGAACAGCAGGAUAAUAGUGAAACUAUUGAAAAGGUCUUAGAUUCAAGGCUGGGAAAAAAAGGAGCCACUGGAGCUUCUACUACUGUAUAUGCAGUUGAAGCUAACGGAGACCCUAGUGGCGACUUUGACUCUGAAAAGGAUGAAGGCGAAGUCCAGUACCUCAUCAAGUGGAAGGGCUGGUCGUAUAUCCAUAGCACGUGGGAGAGUGAAGAGUCCUUACAGCAGCAGAAAGUGAAGGGCCUAAAAAAACUAGAGAACUUCAAGAAGAAAGAGGAUGAAAUCAAGCAAUGGUUAGGGAAAGUUUCUCCUGAAGAUGUAGAAUAUUUCAACUGCCAACAAGAGCUGGCCUCAGAGCUAAACAAACAGUAUCAGAUAGUAGAAAGAGUAAUAGCUGUGAAGACGAGCAAAUCUACACUGGGUCAAACAGAUUUUCCAGCUCACAGUCGGAAGCCGGCACCUUCCAACGAACCUGAAUAUCUAUGCAAAUGGAUGGGACUGCCCUAUUCAGAGUGCAGCUGGGAAGAUGAAGCCUUGAUUGGAAAGAAAUUCCAGAGCUGCAUCGACAGUUUCCAUAGUCGGAACAACUCAAAAACCAUCCCAACAAGAGAAUGCAAGGCCCUGAAGCAGAGACCGCGAUUUGUGGCUUUAAAGAAACAGCCGGCAUAUUUAGGAGGAGAGAAUCUGGAGCUCCGAGAUUAUCAGCUAGAAGGUCUCAACUGGCUUGCUCAUUCUUGGUGCAAAAGUAACAGUGUAAUCCUUGCUGAUGAAAUGGGCCUAGGAAAGACCAUCCAGACCAUAUCAUUCCUCUCCUACCUGUUCCACCAACACCAGCUGUAUGGCCCCUUUCUUAUAGUCGUCCCUUUAUCCACCCUCACCUCAUGGCAGAGGGAGUUUGAAAUCUGGGCACCAGAGAUUAACGUAGUGGUUUACAUAGGUGACCUGAUGAGCAGAAAUACGAUACGAGAAUAUGAAUGGAUUCACUGUCAGACCAAAAGGCUGAAGUUCAAUGCACUUAUAACAACAUAUGAGAUCCUCUUAAAAGAUAAGACUGUGCUGGGCAGUAUUAACUGGGCCUUUCUGGGAGUGGACGAAGCCCAUCGGUUGAAGAAUGAUGACUCUUUAUUGUAUAAAACUCUGAUUGAUUUCAAGUCCAACCAUAGGCUCCUGAUUACGGGGACCCCUCUUCAGAAUUCCCUCAAAGAGCUCUGGUCCUUGCUGCACUUUAUUAUGCCGGAGAAGUUUGAGUUCUGGGAAGAUUUUGAGGAAGACCAUGGGAAAGGGAGAGAGAAUGGCUAUCAGAGUCUUCAUAAGGUGCUAGAGCCCUUCCUUCUCCGGAGAGUGAAAAAAGAUGUGGAGAAAUCCCUUCCUGCCAAAGUGGAACAGAUUCUCAGGGUGGAGAUGUCAGCCCUUCAGAAACAGUAUUACAAAUGGAUUCUGACUAGGAAUUACAAGGCUCUUGCCAAAGGAACAAGAGGCAGCACAUCUGGUUUUCUUAAUAUUGUGAUGGAACUGAAAAAGUGCUGCAACCACUGUUAUCUCAUUAAACCUCCUGAAGAAAAUGAAAGGGAAAAUGGACAGGAGAUUCUUCUGUCCUUGAUCAGGAGCAGUGGGAAGCUGAUUCUAUUAGAUAAACUGUUGACAAGACUUCGAGAAAGAGGGAACAGAGUCCUUAUCUUCUCUCAGAUGGUGAGAAUGUUGGAUAUCCUGGCUGAGUACCUGACUAUUAAGCACUAUCCUUUCCAGCGUCUGGAUGGUUCUAUCAAGGGAGAAAUCCGAAAACAGGCACUGGACCACUUCAAUGCAGAUGGGUCUGAGGACUUCUGUUUCCUGCUCUCGACAAGGGCUGGUGGCCUGGGAAUCAAUUUGGCUUCAGCGGACACAGUCGUCAUCUUUGAUUCUGACUGGAACCCCCAGAACGACUUGCAGGCACAAGCCCGAGCCCACAGAAUUGGUCAGAAGAAGCAGGUAAAUAUUUACCGCUUGGUUACAAAGGGGACUGUGGAGGAAGAGAUCAUAGAACGGGCCAAAAAGAAGAUGGUAUUGGACCAUCUGGUGAUUCAGCGCAUGGAUACCACUGGCCGGACAGUUCUGGAAAACAACUCUGGAAGGUCCAAUUCAAAUCCUUUUAAUAAAGAAGAGCUGACAGCGAUUUUGAAAUUUGGAGCGGAGGAUCUCUUCAAAGAACUUGAAGGGGAGGAAUCAGAGCCUCAGGAAAUGGAUAUAGAUGAAAUUUUGCGCUUGGCUGAAACCAGAGAGAAUGAAGUCUCGACAAGUGCAACAGAUGAGCUUCUGUCACAAUUUAAGGUUGCCAACUUCGCAACAAUGGAGGAUGAAGAAGAACUAGAAGAGCGUCCUCACAAGGACUGGGAUGAGAUCAUUCCAGAGGAGCAAAGGAAGAAAGUAGAGGAGGAGGAGCGGCAGAAAGAGCUGGAAGAAAUUUAUAUGUUGCCUCGAAUUCGGAGUUCCACUAAAAAGGCUCAGACAAAUGACAGUGACUCUGAUACUGAGUCUAAGAGGCAGGCCCAGAGAUCCUCUGCCUCUGAGAGUGAGACAGAUGACUCUGAUGACGACAAGAAGCCCAAGCGCAGAGGGCGCCCCCGAAGUGUGCGGAAGGACCUCGUGGAGGGAUUCACUGAUGCCGAGAUCCGGAGGUUCAUCAAGGCGUAUAAGAAGUUUGGUCUCCCUCUUGAACGGCUGGAGUGCAUAGCACGUGAUGCUGAGUUGGUAGAUAAGUCUGUGGCAGAUCUGAAGCGCCUAGGGGAAUUGAUUCACAACAGCUGUGUGUCAGCAAUGCAAGAAUACGAAGAGCAGCUGAAAGAAAAUGCCAGUGAGGGGAAAGGACCAGGGAAAAAGAGAGGUCCAACUAUCAAGAUAUCUGGGGUUCAGGUUAAUGUGAAAUCUAUUAUCCAACAUGAAGAAGAAUUUGAGAUGCUGCAUAAAUCUAUCCCUGUAGACCCUGAGGAAAAAAAAAAAUACUGCUUAACCUGUCGUGUCAAAGCUGCACAUUUUGAUGUCGAGUGGGGAGUAGAGGAUGAUUCUCGCCUAUUGCUAGGAAUUUAUGAACACGGCUAUGGAAACUGGGAGCUAAUUAAAACGGAUCCAGAGCUUAAGUUAACUGACAAAAUCCUGCCAGUGGAGACAGAUAAAAAGCCCCAGGGAAAGCAGCUGCAGACCCGAGCGGACUACUUGCUGAAGCUGCUCAGGAAGAGUCUGGAGAAGGAGGGGGCCGUGACGGGAGGGGAAGAGGCCAAAUUAAAGAAGCGGAAGCCUCGAGUAAAGAAGGAAAACAAAGCACCGAGGCUGAAAGAUGAGCAUGGAAUUGAGUUUUCAUCUCCUAGACACUCAGAUAAUCCAUCAGAAGAGGGAGAAGUAAAGGAUGAUGGCUUAGAAAAAAGUCCAAUGAAAAAGAAACAGAAGAAGAAAGAGAACAAGGAGAACAAGGAGAAACAAAUGAGUUCUAGGAAAGACAAGGAAGGGGACAAGGAAAGGAAGAAAUCAAAAGAUAAGAAGGAGAAGCCUAAAGGUGGUGAUGCCAAAUCUUCAAGUAAAUCAAAGCGAUCUCAGGGUCCUGUCCAUAUUACAGCAGGAAGCGAACCUGUCCCCAUUGGAGAGGAUGAGGAUGAUGAUCUGGACCAGGAGACAUUCAGCAUAUGUAAGGAGAGGAUGAGGCCUGUGAAAAAGGCACUGAAACAGUUGGAUAAACCUGACAAGGGGCUCAGUGUACAGGAACAGCUGGAGCACACCCGGAACUGCCUGCUGAAAAUCGGGGACCGGAUAGCCGAGUGCCUUAAAGCUUACUCAGACCAGGAGCACAUCAAACUGUGGAGGAGGAACCUAUGGAUUUUUGUUUCCAAGUUUACAGAAUUUGAUGCUCGAAAAUUGCAUAAGUUAUACAAGAUGGCUCACAAGAAAAGGUCUCAAGAAGAAGAGGAGCAGAAGAAGAAAGAUGAUGUGAUUGGUGGUAAGAAACCAUUUCGACCAGAGGCCUCGGGUUCAAGCCGGGAUUCCCUGAUGUCUCAGUCCCACACCCCACACAACCCUCACCCUCAGAAGCCUCAUUUGCCUGCCUCUCAUGGCCCACAGAUGCAUGGACACCCAAGAGAUAACUAUAGUCACCCCAACAAGAGACACUUCAGUAAUGCAGAUCGAGGCGACUGGCAGAGGGAAAGAAAGUUCAACUAUGGUGGUGGCAAUAACAAUCCACCCUGGGGUGGUGACAGGCACCAUCAAUAUGAGCAGCACUGGUACAAGGACCACCAUUAUGGGGACCGGCGACACAUGGACGCCCACCGUUCAGGGAGCUACCGACCCAACAACCUGUCCAGAAAGAGACCUUAUGACCAGUACAGCAGCGACCGAGACCACCGGGGACACAGGGAUUAUUAUGACCGGCACCAUCACGACUCCAAACGGAGGCGAUCCGAUGAAUUCAGGCCUCAAAAUUACCACCAGCAGGAUUUCCGACGAAUGUCUGAUCACCGCCCCCCUAUGGGCUACCACGGCCAGGGACCCUCGGACCAUCACCGCUCUUUCCACACAGACAAAUUGGGGGAGUAUAAACAGCCCCUCCCCCCGCUGCACCCCGCAGUCUCAGAUCCUCGCUCGCCCCCUUCUCAGAAAUCUCCUCACGAUUCCAAGUCUCCCCUGGAUCAUCGGUCUCCUUUGGAGAGAUCACUAGAACAGAAAAACAACCCAGAUUAUAACUGGAAUGUUAGAAAAACAUAAAGGACAGUUCGGGAAGAAGGGGAGUGCAAGAGUCAUUAAGCACCUGGAUGUUUUUGGUCUGAUCCACAGGAGCCAGUUAUCUAGACCAGUGAUGGCGUUUCUGGACACGCUGCUGCUGUCAGCUCGCUGCUGAAGGAGCACUUAAGGGAGUGGGGGACCUUUUGCUUGGUCCAGCUUUGAUUUGGGUCACCACUCCCGCACUUGGGCACCCCAUCCCAUUCCAGCCUUGUCCUGGCCUCCCACUUUGAUGGGUGCUAGGAGGAAGAGGUGACGUUUUGUCUACCAGCUUCACGGGCUGUUCCCCAGUGAAGGAAGAAAAGAUCUUAGAGUCGUGAAUGUUUUAUCACCAGGGCUGGUGCGCCCUGGACCUUGGCGCAUGGUCGGGGAAAGUGCGUGUGCAUGAAGGCUGCCGGGACCUGCUGGACAGCACGGGGUUUGGUUCACCAUGAUGUGACGGAUGCUGCUGUUGGGGAGCGGGG
Molecule: messenger RNA, 6623 nt
Organism: Kogia breviceps (pygmy sperm whale)
Lineage: Eukaryota; Metazoa; Chordata; Mammalia; Artiodactyla; Physeteridae
Gene: CHD2
Product: chromodomain helicase DNA binding protein 2
Biological process (GO): regulation of transcription by RNA polymerase II; nucleosome organization
Cellular component (GO): chromatin; nucleus
Molecular function (GO): ATP binding; ATP hydrolysis activity; histone binding
Source: RefSeq, a predicted model, not a curated record